Messenger RNA from Penicillium nucicola, 774 nucleotides. RefSeq lists its product as uncharacterized. Lineage: Eukaryota; Fungi; Ascomycota; Eurotiomycetes; Eurotiales; Aspergillaceae. The transcript has a single exon. The record is from RefSeq and is a predicted model, not a curated record. The coding region runs from base 1 to 774 and encodes 257 amino acids.
AUGCUCUCCAAAAUCCUAUCAGUUCUCUUCUUGCUAGGGCUGAUAGGCAAUGUUCUGGCAAUCAACUCCCUUGGUGUGGUAAGGGACACUUCUAUGGGCAAUAAAGUCAAGGCAUUCAGCUCAAAGUGUACCGUCAAAACCAAACCAGAGGAUGCAGAGUUUCUGUUAAUGAUCAAAACCGCCUGGCAAGAAAUGAACUCUUCAUUCACCGGCAACGAAAAACGAAGACGUAACGAGAUUCCAUUUGCAAUGAUUGGACUCUCUAUCGAUGAUGAACUCUACUUUUCUUCUUCUGUCAAGGCAGGCAGUAAUGAAAUUGUCUAUCAAACGUCGACGAUCAAAGGUGGAACCGGCGAGUUGAAGAAGCUUCCAAGCAGAUACGCUGAGGUCACCGAGGCUCUGACAAACUGUACCAGAGACAAUCCGGGCAAAGGAACUCAGCACGGCAACUCAGCGGCUUGUGGCGAGAUCAUGUCCACCAUCCUGUGGAUGCAUGACCACGAGGGCAAAAUUCCACGUGCCUACAAACCCAAGGUCGCUGCCUGGUCUCCGUACGGCUAUCUUCCUCCUUGCUCUUCGAAGGAAGGCGAUAUCACGUGGGGGUGCCACCAAUGGACGGCAAAGAUGGGAUAUACGGUGGUUGGCAACCUGACGCUUCCUAACCAAUUCACUCAACCAGAGAAGUGCGAAAGUCUCUCGUUGAAUACUUGUUUGAAAAUUGAUGAAGAGUCCGAAAAUGGCAAAGGCAAAGUCAAAGGUAAAGGCAAACAGUGA